AUGGCAUCACCUGUCUUGCACGCCCUCAUCACUAGCUUGCACCUCGAGUUUCAAGAGGGGGGUAGGGAGAGCGAUGCUACUUCCGCGGAGGAUCUUCUCACACUCCAUCUGGACGAGGACAGCCGCACCUUGGCGGCGCUAUUGGGGAUGUGCUAUCCCGCGGAACGCUUCACGUUCCAUGACUUCGGUGUAGUCAAAGUUGUCCUAGACGCUGCGCAGAAGUAUGAAAUAGAAAUGGCGAUAUCGUCCAUCAAGAAGCAGUGGACAUCACUCGCUGAGGCUGAGCCACUGCGAGAAUAUUUUGCCGCUUGGCAUCAUAAGUUGGACGAAUGCGCCAGAGAUGCUGCGUACAGCGCGCUGAAGUACCCGAUUGACGUACCUACGUUUCGGAGAUGGAGAGCGCACCCGCGCAGGUGUAUCGUCGGCUACUGUUCUACCAUCGGUCUUGCCAGAGCAGUGUAUCAUCUGUUCUGA
Molecule: messenger RNA, 474 nt
Organism: Sparassis crispa
Lineage: Eukaryota; Fungi; Basidiomycota; Agaricomycetes; Polyporales; Sparassidaceae
Exons: 1
Coding region: 1-474 (157 amino acids)
Source: RefSeq, a predicted model, not a curated record